CUUUAAGACGAUGGCAUCACCUGAAAUAUUGUCUAAUAUCAGCUAAGCCACGAAAUUUUAAUAAUUCUUAAAAAUUAUUAAGCUUCAAAAAAUAAAGAAAAAUGCGGAACUUCUUUCAAAAACGAACAUGGAACUUGUUUAACAUCCGUGCUCCAAAUCAGGUCAACUUACAGGUUCCAACAGCUACUGAAUCACAAGUCAACGACGCAUACAUCAUCUCCCGUGACUCUGACUCAGUAUCAACGGUAUCAAAUCAUGUAGAAAUUAAAGAACUAACGAUCCUCAACUGCAAAGAUUUAUCAAGUGUCCUUGACUUUUUCAACACGCCCAGCAUCAUUGAUCAACUAAAAGAAUCGGAAAGUGUUUUAUUCAUCAAAUUUCUAAUUGACGAAGAUUUUGGAGAACUGACUGGAAAUGAUAUAACUAAAUUAGCCGAUGAUUGUGCUGGAAAGUCUAUUGUGAUUCUGUUGGAGUCGAUGAAAGGUCAUCGGUUCUCAAUUUAUUGGAAGUCACGGGAAAUUCCAUUCUUUUUGGCAUUUAAACCUUACGAUGAGACAAUGACGAUGAAAAAAAGGGAAAUUUAUGACUUUAUUGCUGAUUUUUUGACGUCUUGCUUGAAACUGGGACAUUUGGGAAUCCAACGGAACCGAAUUGUGUCCCAAGAUGACAACCAGAUCGAACUUGAGUUCCUAACUGACACUCGAGGUUAUAACUUACUUCUCCUUGCUGCAUCUUCAGGAUUUGCUGACAUUGUUCAAAUCCUCCUUGAAAUGGGCAUCAGUCCUGAGUCACAAGAAGAAUCUGUUAAGGCACAGGAACUAGCUUGGGACAAUCAUCAUUCUAACGUUGUUUUGACACUCUUGCAAGCAAAUUUACCGUAUCCAAAGUCUAUAGACAUUAGAUUAUGUUCAGAUGACUUGAGGAAGUUUAUGGUAAGUACUGAGGAACUGCAUUUCGCGAUUGGUGCUAAAAAUACUGAAAGAGUAAAGGAAAUUAUCGGCAAGUAUCCAAAUCAGAGAUAUUUUUACAACUUUGCGAACGAUUCAGCCUUAAAAACUGCAAUUUUGACAAAAUCAAUUGACAUUUACGAACUGUUGAUCAUGCACAAGCUUGCAUUUGCUCCAAUAGAAGACGAAGAAGAGCUUUGGGAUGACUUGAAAGAACACGAAAGAAAGCAAAUUCGAGAAAUUCACUUCAGAAACUUGAAGGACUUGCCAGAGAAGCACAUCAACAUCUUAAUGGCUCAUUCCUUUGUUGGUCAUGAUGUGCAAAAUAAUCAAGAGAAGCGUGAGCAUGUCCAAAAUGCUUACAAAUUCCUCAACUCAAAUCCAUUCCUUAGUGCCAUCCUCAUGGUCGUUGUGGCAUCAAAGAAGCUCCGAAGUGUCUUUGACUUUAAUCGUGACUCGGUUCAAUUUGUUGAUCCAACAGUCAAUGCCAAUAUAAAUGGGAUGUUCUAUUUAUCAGGUCGUGUCUAUGUUGGAGCUAAGCAACUGUUAGAUAAAGCUACAAAGUAUGAAACUUAUUCAACUUUAGCUCAUGAGCUGUGUCAUUAUGCAAUAGACUUGACUUACAACAACAAUGCAAAACCUUAUUUAAGGAACGACAACCAGACUAUGCAGGAAUUUGAGGAAAUAUCUAAAAGAUGUCAAGAACGGACUGGAUAUGAAGAAUACAUCGAUAUGGUCUAUGAUUACUAUCCAACACAGAUGCAGCAUGCAGAGUUGAUUGUUCGUGUUCCACAUUUAAUGGCACUUUAUCAUGAAAAUCCUGAAAGAUUGAAGGAACUGCGACAUAUUUUCCCGGAGCUGUUUGACUUUUACGAGAAGAAGGUCGUGCCUGAGAUGUUGAGCUCACUGCCGGAGAUCGAGAGACGUGACGAGAAGGAAAUCGAGAAAAAGGACAAAAAAAUUUUAAAUCUUAAGAAAAUUUUAUUUUUUUCUGGAAUUUUGUCAAUUUUUGCGAUUAUUUUUGCGGUUAUUUUGGGCCAGUGGCUCACUACUAAGCCUAACUUUAAGUUUGAGGACAUGACUGCAAAUGAUCGAUCGAGACUAAGAGAUGGUAAUGUAAUCUACAAGGAUGUUGAGGUUAAGUUUCAUGAUUUAUUUGCUGACAAUUCCACUGCUUACUAUAAGCUUACAUCCGAUCAUAUCACAAAUCUGCUUGAUGGCCAUGCCUUGAAUUUUACUGACACUCACUUCCUGUAUCUUAAUGACUUGGUUCAUCAUGAUUGGGAAAAUUUGGCGGGAAAUUUAAAACAAAAAUUUUUAACCUCAAAUUUUACAUUCCAAAAUGAAAGUUUAAAGUUUGAAAAGUUGGCAGAAAUAAGUCCGGAUGUCUUUAACUUUUUAACGUCUAAGGAGAUUGUGGAUGUGUUGGAUGGAAAGGAAUUGGCAAUAGGGAACAUGAUUGAGAACAAGACGGACUUUUAUGUAGAAAGGAGGUUCAUUUUUGAGGGUCAGGAGAAGACUUUACAGACUGAACUAUAUACAAACACUAGGGAUGAGUUUGUGGACGUGAUUGACAGGACAGAGAGAAGGAAGUUCUUCAUAUUAUCAUCUGAAGCUGGUGCUGGCAAGACUGUGACUUUUGAACAUUUAGCUGCGGUCAUUAAAAGAAAGUUCCCGACCAAAUGGGUAUCUUAUGUCGAUUUGAAGGAUCAUGUUGAGUUAUAUAGGGCACAUGAGAAGUUAAUUGAUGUUGAAGGUCUAAUAAUUGACAUUCUUAAACUUAAAUCCAAAAGCUCCUUUGAAUUAAAAAUUUUCCAGGAGUUCUUUAGGUCCGGAAAUGUUGUUUUGCUUUGGAAUGGCUUUGAUGAAAUUUCCCCAACUUAUGAAGAAUUUGUAAGUAAUUUGCUACGGAAUAUCCACAGCAAUACUCAAAAUGUCCAAUAUGUCUGCACCAGACCACUCUACUCUGACUUUCUUCAAGAUUUGUUCCAAAUGAAGGCUUACCAACUUGUUCCAUUUACAAAAUCAGAACAGGAAGAAUUUUUGUCAAAAUUUUUCAUAUCCAAGAAUGUGUCAGGCUCUAAAGAGAACCUGAUAGGUAAAGUCAUGAACAUUUCCCUUCGUCUUGACUUUAACACUCCAUUAAUGCUUAAAAUGAUUGCCGAAAUCCACGACCAACCGAAGCUCCUCGAAUCAGAAAAUCUUUUCGAAAUUUACAAAUGUUUUGUGGAUCAAAAGGUCAAAAUUUGGCAGGAAAAGAGCGACUUUGCCAAGAAUCUAUCCAAAUCUGUCUUUACAGGCAGUUCCAAAUUUGACAUUAUCGCGAUUUACCAAAAGUUUUCCAUGCAACUCGACAUUGACUUUAUUAAUGUUAAAAAAUUGGAUGUCAUGCAAACAAAAAUUCCAGACAUUCUUCCAUUUGAGGAAAUAUCAAGGAUGGGCAUCCUGUAUGUCAAUAAUGAGACGCAAUUUGCAUUUUCACACAAAACUUUUGCUGAAUUUUUUAUUGCCAAAUAUUUUAUUGACAGCAUUUACGAUGUUGAAGGAGAUCUUAAGGUUGAGGAAGCAAUUCUAAGACUUGAGGUUCUAUUUUAUGCUUAUAAGAGGUACGCAGGUAUGACAGUUGUAGCUGAGUUUAUGAAACAUUAUAUUAUGGCUCAACAAAAAAGUCAGGUUAAGAACUUCCAUCCAGUCAUCACAAAACUACUUAAAACUAAAUUUAAAUCAUUUUUGUUUGACUUUUUGGAGACUAGAACACCGAUUGUGUUUGACUGGAUGUUGGGAUUCUUCCAAAAAGAUCGUGACUUGUUUCAUUACUUGAUACAGUUGAAUGAGCCAGAGACACUUGGUACAGCAAGCUUAAAUCCUGUUUAUAGACCAACAACAAUUAAGUUUGAUGAGAUGAAGAACAUUUCAAGGAAGUACCUUAAUGAUAGGGAAUUCCAGAAGUUUACAAGCGGAAGGAAUCAAAGGGGAGUUAUUUUAUUCGGUCUGUACUUUUUUAAGUUUUUUAACUUCUCGAAAACACACGAUGAGUAUGUAAUCCCAGACAAUCCUAUUCCACAAAAUUUUUUCUUUACUUUAUUCGAUACAAUGAAAGACAACCUGACAAUUCCAGAGCAGAAGGAGCUUUUUAUUGCUCUCUCGAAUCCAAGGAACUAUCGACACUUUAGUACCUUCAACAUCUCAUCCUACAGCUCUUUAUGGACCAACCAUGGACAUCUUCUGUCCCCUCCAGAGACUAAGGAUAUCCUCGGUGACUCAAUUUUCUGGUUCACAAGAAACUUUUACAAUGCAAAAUUCACAGAAUAUGAAAAUGUCUUGCAUUACUUGAUUGAUAAAAUUGGAAAGACAUUAACUGAUUCUGAGAUUUUUGAGAUAUUUGUGAAUAAGAAUCUCCUCCAAAAAGCCACACUUCAUAAAUUUACUCUCGAAAAUUUGUGGAACUUUUUCGUCAAUCACACGACUUUAGAGCAACAAAAGGACAUUUUGAGGCAUCACGAUUCGUCUGGAAAGUUCUUAUUCUAUAUUAAGUUGGGAUAUCUUAAUCAAAUUUAUGACUUUUCAAAGCUUAACAUUCUGCAUUUAACAUUAAUGUACUCGCAAAGAGAUCGAAGAUUUAUGAAUUAUGUCCUUGAAAUGUACACGACAAGGAUGAGUGAGACUGAAAUGCAGCAAAUGAUUUUAAGUUCGAAUGAAUUUUUGCUUUAUGCUUUUAAAUAUUGUGAUAAGUUUACGUUUAAGGACUAUACGGAAUAUUUAGAGAAACUUUUUGACCGCAAAGAAAAAUUGUUAAAAGAAUUGUUGGACAAGAAUAUAGAACGAACAGACUUAAAUGCUGUUGAGUAUAUGAAGAGCAUAAAUGCAGGCAUUCCUGAAGUUAUUGAUAUAUUUAAUGAAAUGUAUAACAGAGUAGCUUCUAAGGUUCAAUCUUAAAUUUUUUUUUUAUUCUUUUUUUGUUAAAUAAAAAAUAUUUAAAGUUUUUUUUUAAAAUCCAACUGGAUGCUUCUGCACGACAUCCUUAGCUUCGCAAGCAUUCUUUGAAAUUUGUGCCAUUCUUUUGAAAUUUUCAUUAAAAUCUGAGCUUUGAAUCUUUCUCAUAUUUACUUGGACUCGAUCAUGUGCCUCAACACACCAAGCAUCAACCAUAAGUCUCUCAUGAUCAGCUGACGGUAAGUUUAAUUUGAUAGAUGUUGAUGCUCUGGACAGCACACAAGCCAUGGCAUGGAUAUCAAUUGCUGAUUCUGCUAUUCUAUUGAGAUGGAACUGCUCGUGGACAAUAUUUUUGCCAUAUUUAAUAAGUAAUGACGUCACAGCUCGUCCAAAGGCAUCAAUGCUUUCACCACAAAGUUUAGCUGAUGAAUUGAGUGAUGGAUGCGCUAGUGCUGUCAUGUCUACACCUCCAUAUCCAUAUUUCUUUGAUGCUUCCUUGAAAAUCAACCCAAGAUUGCCAAUUGGAUUUUUGAGAGCUUUUUGUACUUCCUUUAAAUGAUUUCCAGCAUACUGCAUGCCAGUCAGUGCAACAAAAAGCUUUAAAAUGUCAUUAGCUCCUUCAUAUAUCCUGUAUAUCCUCAAAUCUCUCAAAAAUCUCUCAACACCAGUGUCAGUCAUGAAUCCCAUUCCACCAAGUAGCUGAAUUGUUUCAUCACAGAUAUACCAAGCACUAUCGGAUGCAAAUACUUUUGAAAUGGCAGCUUCGAGGUGGAAAUCAUUAGAUCCAAGAUCCAUAUUACCAGAGAGCAUGUAAGCUAUCGAUUGGUUGACAUAUUGAAGCAUUGACAUUCUUGCUAUUUUUUCUUGAACACCGCCGUAGGUCUCGAGUUUAUUGCCAAAGGUUUCACGUUGAGUGACAUGAUCAGUAGCACGUUGUAUGCACAUCCUCAUUGUUCCACCUGAAAGAAU
Messenger RNA from Chironomus riparius, 5849 nucleotides. The record is from the annotation of a GenBank genome assembly. NCBI's taxonomy places the organism in Eukaryota, Metazoa, Arthropoda, Insecta, Diptera, Chironomidae.